Molecule: messenger RNA, 1398 nt
Organism: Stegastes partitus (bicolor damselfish)
Lineage: Eukaryota; Metazoa; Chordata; Actinopteri; Pomacentridae
Gene: baiap2l2a
Product: BAR/IMD domain containing adaptor protein 2 like 2a
Exons: 14
Coding region: 22-1362 (446 amino acids)
Biological process (GO): actin filament bundle assembly; actin crosslink formation; plasma membrane organization
Cellular component (GO): nucleoplasm; cytosol
Molecular function (GO): protein binding
Source: RefSeq, a predicted model, not a curated record
GGCGCUCUUCUGGAUACCGACAUGGCGGGAAUGAGUACCGAUCAGCUGCACCGCUCCACCUUGGGGAUUUACUCGAGCUUGAUAGAUGAGUUCAACCCAAGUCUACUCAAACUGGUUUCGCUGGGAAACAGCUACGUCCAAGCUUUCAAAGCUCUCGCCGUGACCAGCGAGGCCUACUUCACUGCCCUCUCAAAGAUCGGGGAGAAGGCUUUCCACUCGGCGUCCUCGCGCUCCAUAGGAGAUGUCCUGCUUCAGAUCUCCGACAGCCAGCGGAGGCUCACCUUGGAGCUGGAGGGAACGUUCCACUGGUUCAGUCGGGAGAUCCUCCAGCAGAUGGACAACAACAUUCAGCUGGACAGAGAUUUCUUAUCGGGCAGCAGGGAGCAGUACAAGAUGGAGGUCCACAACCAGGCAGCAGCUCUGGACCGGCAGCUGAGGAGAGGAACCAGCCAGGUGUCUCCUCAGGACUCUAGUGAGUAUGUGCACUUCCUGAGGGAGAGCCACGGCCAGGCUCUGGUGGAGGAGGAGAGGCGGUACCGCUUCCUGGCUGAGAAACACUGCGGCCUGCUCCAGUCCAUCGCCCAGCUCAUGAAUAAGUCGGGAAGCACUCUCGAGCAGAGGGCCGACGCCUGGAUGGAGCACGUUGGCGCCACCAGACGACCCGAACCCAGGCGACCCAAUACUCCAGACGACACUCUGGGAAUGAAGACGGGGGAGGAGGUCAGAAGGAGCAAAGAGGAGCCAGAACUUGGCAUGAUACCAUCAAGAGCCCCGUCGCCACAGGGAAGCCUUUCUCGCUUCGCCAUGGACCCAGUGGGCGCCGGCUACUUAGGCAGAACCAUGAGGGCUCUGGUGGCCCACGAGCCAGCCAGCUCCCAGCCCACCUUGCUGGCCUUCAGCAGGGGCCAGAUGGUGACGGUGCUGAUCCAGCAGCCCAGGAACGGCUGGCUGUUUGGACGCAGCGACAGCAGCUCGCGGCAGGGAUGGUUUCCAGCCUCCUACAUGGAAGCAGCCGACGAGCCUCCGAUGUCCCCCAGCCCCCGCACCUCCACUCUUCGAAGCAGCAGCAGCUCCAGCAGCCUGCAGGACCAGGCCGGGGGCGGCGGCCAGAACGCAGCCCCGCCUCCUCCACCUCCGCCGCCGCCGCCACAGUUUUCGUCUUCGAGUCGACACUCUGAGACGCGACCGACGCCAGCGGCUUCUGAAAAGAGGGCUGAGUCUAGAUCAGAGCACAAGCAGAGGUUACCGUCACCACCUGGACGCCCGGAGCUCUUCCCCAGGGGCACCAAUCCAUUCGCUACAGUGAAGCUGAAGCCCACCGUCACCAACGACAAAUCGGCCCCACGUCUGUAUCGCAGAUGACAUCUCCAGCACCAAACCCUUCCCUUCAUUCAGCCG